AUGAAAACUCAAACAAAUAAAAACUACUCCCAUAGACAAAUGUUUAUUAUUAGAAAUGAAUCAGCCGCGAUUCUAAGAAGACAUCAAUAUUGUCAGCCUUCACUUUAAACUCCCGUUUCUUUUUUUGUACAUGGCCAAUCCUUGGCUCCUCCUAAGCAAAAGAAUCUCAACAAACCAACUCCCAGAGAAAUCAAAUUCAAGACUACUCUUAAAUAACUUAAACUAAAAUUAUCCUUAUUAAAAAAGGAAUAGCAGGAAAUCAAAUAAUAAGUCAUUCAAAAUUCAUUGAUUUUCAAAUCUAAUUUACAAUAAAUCAAAUCCACUCAAGAAUUUAAUAUUAAAUCAAUUGAAUAAUAUUUUUCCUAAUAAACUAAGUUCUUUUAAGAAGACAUUUCGAAAUUAAAACAACAAAUUGAACUCAUAAAUUUCUAGGUUGCAGGAAUGCUAUGA
Paramecium tetraurelia is the source of this 450-nucleotide messenger RNA. RefSeq lists its product as uncharacterized. The record is from RefSeq and is a predicted model, not a curated record. The transcript is spliced from 3 exons. Lineage: Eukaryota; Ciliophora; Oligohymenophorea; Peniculida; Parameciidae.